AUGAUUUUGAGUACUUCAAGUCUAAUGAUAACUUCUGCUUUAUCUUCAGUGAUACUUUCUGAUGUUUCUGUUGUCACUUCUAUUCUUGGUUACUUUAACACCACUCUGUCUACCUUUAGUUCAUCAAGUUCUCAUUCCACAUCCCAACUUUUGACUACAUCGACCGGCUCUUAUUAUACUGUUACCUCUUCUUCUGCAUCAGCUUCCUAUUUGAGUACGAGCAGUACUUCCGCUUCCAUUAUAUCAACUAUCUCAUCCAAAAGCUCAACUACCAGUCAGUCUUCUGGAUUGGUGCUGUCUACAUCUAUUGCUACAGAAACCUCCAGUGUCACCCCAACCACAUUGAUAGCAUCAGUUUCUAGUACCUCCAAUAGUACUCACAUUACUUCGUCGUCAACAUUUGCUAAAACCACCUCUGUUUCCUCCACUCCUAGUGUUUUCACAACCAGUCUGAUAUCUUACACCUCUUCUGCUGCUAGUACCACAUCUGUCAAUGGAACUUCUGCGACAUCUGCUUCUACUGUUGCUAGUAGCACCUCUGUCGCUUCAGGAACUACCAAAGGGAACUCCAGCACCAUUGUGUCUACUGUUUCCAAUAGUACUUCUGCAACCUUCUACAACUAG
This is a messenger RNA of Saccharomycopsis crataegensis, 624 nucleotides long. RefSeq lists its product as uncharacterized. Lineage: Eukaryota; Fungi; Ascomycota; Saccharomycetes; Ascoideales; Saccharomycopsidaceae. The record is from RefSeq and is a predicted model, not a curated record. The coding region runs from base 1 to 624 and encodes 207 amino acids. The transcript has a single exon.